AUGACACGCGGCGAUCUCAGCUCUGACUCCAUUUUUGAGUCGGCGCGCAAAAACACGCGCCAGGAAACCGUGGCCAAGAAAGCCGCGGGCGAAGUCGAGCGCGACCCGUCCAUCAUGGCCGCGGUGCUCGAUCCCGCGCCGCGGAGCCGGGAGCGCUGGCUGCGCAAGAUGGUGAUACGGCAGGUGCGGAAGGGCGGGCGCCUGACCAAGACGCAGGCGCUGAAGCAGACCGAGCGCGAGAAUCUGACCAAGAGUCCCGAUUUCCCGACCAGCCUUAAGAAGCUGGGGCCGUUGGCGAGGCAGAUUGCUGGAAAGCCGAUCGAGGACGCGAUUGUGCAGAUGCGGUUUUCGCGGAAGAAGGUCGCGCAGGACGUGAGGAAGCAUCUUGAGUAUGCGAGGGAUGAGGCGAUUGUGAAGCGUGGGAUGGGUUUGGGCGCUGUGGAGGGGAGGAAGGGGGAGCCGGUGGAGAUUGAGCUCAAGGAUGGCAAGAGGAAGCUCGUGGCGGACAGGACGGGGAUAUACGUGGAUCAGGCAUGGGUGGGCAAGGGGAUGCACACGAUAUCCUACGACUACCGUGCUAGGGGGAGGGUUAAUCUCAUGAAGAACCCGUUCACGAGUAUCAGUGUGCUGUUGAAAGAGGAGGCGACGAGGGUGCGGUUGAGUGAGGAGAUGCAGAAGAAGAGGGAUAACAGGAAGGUGUGGGUGCAGUUGCCGGACAGGCCGAUCACGGCGCAGAGACAGCAUCCCUGUUGGUAG
Molecule: messenger RNA, 756 nt
Organism: Coniosporium apollinis CBS 100218
Lineage: Eukaryota; Fungi; Ascomycota; Dothideomycetes
Exons: 1
Coding region: 1-756 (251 amino acids)
Biological process (GO): ribosome assembly; translation
Cellular component (GO): ribosome; mitochondrial large ribosomal subunit
Molecular function (GO): structural constituent of ribosome
Source: RefSeq, a predicted model, not a curated record